Molecule: messenger RNA, 1874 nt
Organism: Lycium barbarum (goji berry)
Lineage: Eukaryota; Viridiplantae; Streptophyta; Magnoliopsida; Solanales; Solanaceae
Product: 1-aminocyclopropane-1-carboxylate synthase 3
Exons: 4
Coding region: 194-1603 (469 amino acids)
Biological process (GO): amino acid metabolic process; biosynthetic process
Molecular function (GO): pyridoxal phosphate binding; transaminase activity
Source: RefSeq, a predicted model, not a curated record
CUCAUUCUAUCUAUAAACUACAAUCUCCAAUUCGAUCAUUCUUUCCAAAUCAAACUCUUUUUUCAACAGUCCUCUAUCUGUCAAAGAAUUUCCAGAUCGAUUACUUGUUACUUCCAACUGUUCUUAACAUAUUCUAGUCAAGCUUUGUGGCUAUAUUUAUACAUAAAGCCAGAAACUUAUAAUACCAGAAAAGAUGAAGCUACUGUCUGAGAAAGCCACGUGUAACUCUCACGGACAAGAUUCUUCAUACUUCUUAGGAUGGCAGGAGUACGAGAAGAACCCAUACGAUGAAAUUCAGAAUCCUAAAGGAAUCAUCCAGAUGGGUCUUGCAGAGAAUCAGCUUUCUUUUGAUUUAUUAGAGUCAUGGCUAGCACAAAAUCCAGACGCAGCUGGGUUUAAGAGAAAUGGAGAAUCCAUAUUCAAAGAACUUGCUCUGUUUCAAGAUUACCAUGGCCUUCCUGCUUUCAAGAAUGCAAUGACAAAAUUCAUGUCAGAAAUCAGAGGAAACAAAGUUAGCUUUGAUUCCAACAAGCUCGUUCUUACAGCCGGUGCAACUUCCGCAAAUGAGACGCUUAUGUUUUGCCUUGCUGAUCAAGGCGACGCUUUUCUCCUUCCUACUCCAUACUAUCCUGGAUUCGACAGAGACCUCAAAUGGAGAACCGGGGCCGAGAUUGUGCCAAUACAUUGCUCAAGUUCAAAUGGCUUCAGAAUUACAGAAUCCGCUCUUGAAGAGGCUUAUCUAGAAGCCAAAAAGCGCAACCUUAGAGUGAAAGGUGUUCUUGUGACCAACCCUUCAAACCCAUUGGGCACAACACUAACCCGAAGUGAGCUUGAGCUCCUUCUCUCUUUCAUCGACACAAAAGGCAUCCACCUCAUCAGCGACGAGAUCUAUUCUGGGACUGUUUUUAGCUCGCCAGGCUUCGUCAGUGUCAUGGAAGUUCUUAUCGAAAAGAACUACAUGAAAACCGAAGUUUGGGAACGAGUUCACAUUGUUUACAGUCUCUCCAAAGAUCUCGGUCUCCCGGGGUUUCGAGUUGGUGCAAUUUAUUCCAACGAUGAUAUGGUUGUCUCCGCGGCCACAAAAAUGUCCAGUUUCGGAUUAGUCUCUUCGCAAACUCAGUACCUUCUUUCAUGCAUGCUCUCCGACAAAAAAUUCACGAAGAAAUACAUCUCUGAGAAUCAGAAGAGGCUAAAGAAACGACAUGCAAUGCUUGUUAAAGGUCUUAAAAAUGCCGGUAUCAACUGCCUUGAAAGCAAUGCCGGUCUGUUUUGCUGGGUAGACAUGAGGCAUCUACUCAGCUCCAAUACUUUUGACGCUGAAAUGGACUUAUGGAAGAAGAUAGUGUACGAUGUUGGCCUUAACAUUUCUCCAGGUUCAUCAUGCCAUUGUACCGAACCGGGCUGGUUCCGUGCAUGUUUUGCUAACAUGUCCGAAGAUACGCUAAACUUAGCCAUGCGACGUAUCAAGGCUUUUGUCGAGUCCACUGCUACCAAUACCAUUAAUCAAAUUAGUCACCAGAAUCACCAAACUAGCCACAAGAAGAAGUCAUUCUCCAAGUGGGUUUUUCGACUAUCUUUCAAUGACCGUCAAAGAGAACGAUAGUCCUGCAAGUGUGAACAUUCCCUUCAUGUCUCCAGAUGAAUUUUUUACUCAAUAUUUAGAUAUUGAGUUCCCCGAAUAUUUUUUUUGUAUGAUCAAAAUAUAUAUUUUUUUUUUGUAUUUUUAUGUAGAGGGUGCACUCUGUCCAUGUGAUGGACGAGCAGUGGUUGUUCAUCAUUUUGUAAUUAACAUCUCGAAGAUUGGAUAUCUUGCAUCGAAUCUUCUUGAACUGUUCAAACUAUUACAUUAUCUAAUAAAUAUUUCUUGAAAUGUC